Mesocricetus auratus (golden hamster) is the source of this 564-nucleotide messenger RNA. It is a transcript of the gene Leap2, whose product is annotated as liver enriched antimicrobial peptide 2. The transcript has 3 exons. Lineage: Eukaryota; Metazoa; Chordata; Mammalia; Rodentia; Cricetidae. Gene Ontology annotation, biological process: defense response to bacterium; antimicrobial humoral immune response mediated by antimicrobial peptide. The record is from RefSeq and is a predicted model, not a curated record. The coding region runs from base 112 to 429 and encodes 105 amino acids.
AAGUGCAAUGUGCCUGAAGUGUAGCCCUUGAUUACAUCCUUUGGGUACACAUUAACUUAUUAAAUUGAUCCUGAUUACAAACGAACUUUGCCCCUACCUCACCUGGCAACCAUGAGAAAAGCAGAUAGGUGUCAGUCUAUAAAAGGAAACGGGAACUGCCCCCUGUCUCUCAGGCUCCAACAUCUUCCCUUUGCCAAGAUGUUACAGCUCCAGCUCUUUGCAGUGCUCAUGGCUAGUCUGUUGCUGUUGAGCCAGGUCAAUGGCUCCCCAGUACCAGAGCUGAGUUCAGCGAAGAGAUCCAAGAGAAUGACCCCAUUUUGGAGAGGGGUUUCCCUCAGGCCCAUUGGCGCUUCCUGUCGGGAUGAUUCAGAGUGUAUCACAAGACUAUGCAGAAAAAGACGCUGUUCUCUAAGUGUGGCCCAGGAGUGAUGUUCAUACAAGCAGAAAAGUGACCUCCAACAGUGCUCCGUUCUAUGGAAUAUUGGUUAAGUGCAUUUUGGCUGGAGAUACUUAAGUGAAGCAAUCUUGUGUUUUUAAUAUUUAAAGACAGAUACUUGCUUUAAA